AUGCGCGGCGGCGGCGGCGGCGCGGCGGGCGGCGGCUGGCUGGGCCUGGCGGCGCUGCUGGGCGCCCUGCUGGGGCCCCCCGCGGGCGGCGCGGCGCAGCAGUACCACGGCGAGAAGGGCAUCUCGGUGCCGGACCACGGCUUCUGCCAGCCCAUCUCCAUCCCGCUGUGCACGGACAUCGCCUACAACCAGACCAUCCUGCCCAACCUGCUGGGCCACACGAACCAGGAGGACGCGGGGCUGGAGGUGCACCAGUUCUACCCGCUGGUCAAGGUGCAGUGCUCGGCCGAGCUCAAGUUCUUCCUGUGCUCCAUGUACGCGCCGGUGUGCACGGUGCUGGAGCAGGCCAUCCCGCCGUGCCGCUCCCUGUGCGAGCGGGCCCGCCAGGGCUGCGAGGCCCUCAUGAACAAGUUCGGCUUCCAGUGGCCCGAGCGGCUCCGCUGCGAGAACUUCCCCGUCCACGGCGCGGGCGAGAUCUGCGUGGGGCAGAACACGUCGGACGCGCCGUCGGGGCCCGCCGGUGGGGCGGGCAGGGGCGCCACGGCCCACCCCACGGCAGGCUACCUCCCGGACUUCCUCACCCCGCCGCAGCCCCCCUCCGGCUUCUCCUUCUCCUGCCCCCGGCAGCUCAAGGUGCCCCCCUACUUGGGCUACCGCUUCCUGGGGGAAAGGGACUGCGGGGCCCCCUGCGAGCCGGCCCGGCCCAACGGGCUGAUGUACUUCAAGGAGGCCGAGGUGCGGUUUGCCCGGCUGUGGGUUGGCGUGUGGUCUGUGCUCUGCUGCGCCUCCACCCUCUUCACAGUGCUCACCUAUUUGGUGGACAUGCGUCGCUUCAGCUACCCAGAGCGGCCCAUCAUCUUCCUCUCAGGCUGCUACUUCAUGGUGGCAGUGGCCUAUGCAGCAGGCUUCUUGCUGGAGGAGCGGGUGGUGUGCCUGGAGCGCUUCUCUGAGGAUGGCUACCGCACUGUGGCCCAGGGCACGAAGAAAGAAGGCUGCACCAUCCUCUUCAUGAUCCUCUACUUCUUUGGUAUGGCCAGCUCCAUCUGGUGGGUCAUCCUGUCCCUCACUUGGUUCCUGGCUGCUGGCAUGAAGUGGGGCCAUGAAGCCAUCGAGGCCAACUCCCAGUAUUUUCACCUGGCUGCUUGGGCUGUGCCCGCUGUCAAAACCAUCACUAUCUUGGCCAUGGGGCAGGUGGACGGGGACGUGCUCAGUGGGGUGUGUUAUGUAGGUAUCUACAGUGUAGACUCCCUGCGAGGCUUUGUGCUGGCACCCUUGUUUGUGUACCUGUUCAUUGGCACUUCGUUCUUGCUUGCUGGCUUUGUGUCCUUGUUCCGCAUCCGAACCAUCAUGAAGCACGAUGGCACCAAGACAGAGAAACUGGAGAAGCUCAUGGUGCGCAUUGGUGUCUUCAGUGUCCUCUACACAGUGCCUGCCACCAUUGUCCUGGCAUGUUACUUCUAUGAGCAGGCCUUCCGUGGCACCUGGGAGAAGACGUGGCUCCUCCAGACCUGCAAAUCCUAUGCUGUGCCCUGUCCCAGCCACUUUGCCCCUAUGAGCCCUGACUUCACUGUCUUCAUGAUCAAGUACCUCAUGACCAUGAUUGUUGGUAUCACAACUGGCUUCUGGAUCUGGUCUGGCAAAACCCUUCAGUCCUGGCGACGCUUCUACCACAGACUCAGCACUGGCAGCAAGGGAGAGACUGCAGUAUGAGACCCUCCUGCCCCCUCUGGUGCGUGCGCGCGCGCACACACACACACACACACACACACACACACACACACACAGAGAAGAGGGAUACUCAGCAGAAGGGAGGUGAUGGCUCCCCAAAGAAGGAGAGGCUUUCCAAAACUUUUGCUUCCUCCCAAAGGUCCAAGGGCAUGUAUGCUCAGCUAAUUAGGAGUGCAGAAAAAGGUCCUCAGGCCAUUGGUGGGGUGGGAGAGCCCUUCACAUGCAAGAAGUUCCCAUAUCUCUUUCCUGUGCAGGGGCAGGGGAAACCUCAAAAACUUUUCUGCCUUGCUUUGGAUGAGAUGGGAGAGAGGGAAAGCCACAGCCGUUGAGCAGCCCCUGCCAAGAAGUAUCCAAACUAUCUCAGAAUUCCUGGGGUCAAACUGCAGCUCAUGCAGGAUAACUUCUGUGCCCUAGGUUACUGUCUGCUCACUGAACCACAGUGGAGCAAUCACGUGAGUACUGUACCACAAGCUGCCAGUCCAGAUUGUGUUGUUGAGAUGCCUCUACUCUGUCAGCUUAGAAGUUCCUUUUUUUUUUUCUUCUCCUCAGUGAUACCUGUUUUAAAUAUUUUAAAGUGAAAAUUUUGUGUUGAGUGGUGUUCUUGCUGCUGGGGGGAAAGAGGCAGUUGCUAUUCCACACCCUGAAAAGAAAUGACUUGUUGCUUUUCAGCAGAAGGCUUUUUCCCCUUGCCUUUGUUAUAGGAGACAAAGGGGGAAACAAAAGUGUUUUCUAUGUAGAAAGGCAUAAGCAUGGGAUUGGUUUUUAUGGGCAAACUAACAAAAAGAAGUCGUUGAGGUUCACCCUUGGAUGUGAGGAGCUCACAGAAAUAAACAUUCCUUUUAGAAAAAAGGAGGAGGCAGGAUGUUUCCGUACUGUUCAGUAUGGCUCGCUUUUCUAAGCUGAAGGAAAUACAAGGCUUAAAGAGGGGGAAAGCAAAGCAUAACUGAGAACACCUGCCAAAACAAGAGCCACUAAAAUAUGUAAGAUAAAGAUGCAUAUUUCUUCCCCCCCUCAGUCCCCCUUUUGUUCCAGUAAACCCGCUUUCUCCCCUGCUUUGCAGUGAGACUGCUGCAGGUAAAGUCGCUGCGCAGCUGGCUGUGGGGACAGGGUGAAUACUUUUCACGAUGGACCAAUCUGCCAGCUCCUCAAUUCCCUGAACCACAUAAGGUCUGGCAGUGCAGGAGGGGCUGGAGACAGCUGGGUUCUAGUUUUAAAAGAAGGCAGUUACUAUGAGAAACCUUCUCAUUUUUUGGUUAAAAAUACAGCUGUUUGUUUCCACUGAUCACAUCUUGGAAGGAAAGACAUUCAAAACUUAAUCAUCAGAUGCAGCAUUUUUUUUCUGGAAAUGUGACAAAUUUUUCUAUUCUUAAAUUUUUAUGUUGACUCUAUUUUAUUUUUAAAUGCUACUCUACCUUUAUAUUCACUGAAGGGGUUGUUUUUUAUAAAUCUGUGUGUUGUGUGUGUGUGUUUAUACAUUCUUGCCUAUGGACAAAAUAGGAAAUCAUGGAUUUUUAGCAAGUGUCCACCCUAUAGCUGUUCUUCAUGGGGGGAGGGGGGAAUGUCUGGAAGUAAACUUAAAAGGAAAAAAAUGUUCAGGGUGAGGGGGCAGACUACUGCAGUCUGAAGACAUACCAGUAGUCUGGGCAUGAGGAACAGCCCAGCAGCCAAAUCCUUCAGUAUGUCUGAUCUCAGACUUGUAGGGCUUGGGUUUUUGUCUUUUAUAAUGUGUACGGGGGGAAAAAACUGUAAGACAAGUGCAGUAUGUAUAUUUUGUAAAUCUCAUUUUUGUAAGAAAAAUAUGUAUUUAUGUUUCUACUUGAUUUCUUUUUAAGGUCUGUAUGAGGCCCUGCUUCAUCCCAUGUACAGAUCACUAAAUAAAUAAUUUUUAAUACAA
Messenger RNA from Rhea pennata, 3622 nucleotides. RefSeq names its product frizzled class receptor 7 (gene FZD7). Bases 1 to 1710 code for a protein of 569 amino acids. Lineage: Eukaryota; Metazoa; Chordata; Aves; Rheiformes; Rheidae. Gene Ontology annotation, biological process: canonical Wnt signaling pathway; non-canonical Wnt signaling pathway. Gene Ontology annotation, molecular function: Wnt receptor activity; Wnt-protein binding. Gene Ontology annotation, cellular component: plasma membrane. The transcript has a single exon. The record is from RefSeq and is a predicted model, not a curated record.